Ylistrum balloti is the source of this 542-nucleotide messenger RNA. Its product is annotated as monocarboxylate transporter 6-like. The record is from RefSeq and is a predicted model, not a curated record. NCBI's taxonomy places the organism in Eukaryota, Metazoa, Mollusca, Bivalvia, Pectinida, Pectinidae. The transcript is spliced from 3 exons. The annotation marks the transcript as partial. Gene Ontology annotation, molecular function: monocarboxylic acid transmembrane transporter activity.
GUAUGGGUAUGUGCCUCGUCCAUUCUUCGGCCGUUAUUAUUGUCAAUCAGUACUUUAGCAAAAGACGUGGAUUGGCCAAUGCUCUAGCGGGGUGGGCAGUUUGGGCCUUCAUUGUUCCUGCUGCAAUCAAUUUUCUGUUCGAGUAUUACGGAUUCCUCGGAGCCUUUCUAAUACAAUCAGGAGUAGUGUUACAUAUCAUUGUAUGUGGAUCCCUUUUCAGACCUCUUCUUAUCGACAUCAACAGCAAAAGGAAGAGUCAGCAAACAGCAAAUCCAAAACACUCAAUCGAAAGUGGCCAGGUCGAUAAAGAAUGCUGUUACAUCACAGAUAUCAAUGAUACUGUCAGUGGCGGGUUUUAUUUUGGAGGACUUUGUACGACCGGCGGAGCUCUCAUCUUUGCAACGGCAAAUAUAGUGCAUUGGAACAAAACUAAGAGCCGGCCUAAAUUUGUGAGCGACAAUUCAAAAAUAUCAGAAGGCGAUACGUUCCCAAACCGAGGUGAUACAUCAUGCAGAUUAGAAAGCUUCAGGCCUAUGAACUAA